AUCUUCAGUUCCUUAACAGAAUCCAGUUUUGUUUCCAAUCUGACGGAGCUGAUCAAAGUGAAGGCUGAUGAAGAAGAUGACGAUGAAGAUAAAGAGCUGGAUUUACUGAAGGUCUCACCGGCCUUUGUGUGGGCAGUGCGGGAUUUCACCCUGGAACUGAAGAUCGAUGGCCAGAGUGUCACAGCUGAUGACUAUUUAAACCACGGCCUACAACUCAAGAAAGGAGUUGCAAAGAAAGUGAUGGAGUACAACCAGCCCCGGGAGUGUAUCAGGAACUACUUCAAGUCCCGCAAAUGUUUUGUUUUUGUUCAGCCGACUGCUAGCACCAAUCUAAACCAGGUGGAGACACUCCCGGAAAGUCAGCUGGACCCAAAGUUCCUUGCGGUUUGCCAUGAGUUCUGUCAGUACAUCUACCGUGAAUCUCAGCCGAAAACAAUCAGAGGUGGCCAUAACAUCAAUGGUCGAAUGUUGGCCAGCUUAGCGAAAGCCUACGUGGGAACUAUUGCCAGUGGGAAGGUACCUUGCAUUGAGCAUGCUGUAACCAGUCUGGCUAAGAUUGAAAACACAGCUGCCCUCCAGAAUGGCCUUGCUCACUACCAGCAGCAGGUGGAUCUGAUGGUGAAGAUGCCAACAGAAAAUGAGGUGUUGGCGGGUAUACACUCACGGUGUCGGCAGGAGGCCAUCCAACUGUUCUUGAAGAACUCCUUCAAUGACCAAGAUCAGGAAUAUUACAAGCAGCUGCUGGCUAAUGUGGAGCAGCAUUAUUUUGAGGUUUGUGACAAGAAUGAAGCUGUUUCCAGGGAGAUGUGCACAAACCUGCUGAAGAGCCUGUCCUCUGAGAUCGAACAGAAAAUACGAGAGGGAGUUUAUGCUCGUCCUGGAGGGUAUCAACAAUAUCAAGAAGAUUGUGAGAAGUUAAUUCAGAAAUUCCACACCACUCCUGGAAAGGGGAAUAAGGCUGAAGAUGCCUUGAGCUUAUUCAUGAAAAGCAAAACUUCAGAAGCUGAUUCUGUGCUACAGGCCGACAAGAUUCUCACAGACCAGGCGAGAGAGUUGGCAGCUGAGCGGCAGAGAGCAGCUGCAGUGGAACAAGAGGCUAAGGCUCAUGAAGAAACAGCUAAGACCCUCGAGAAAAUCAGGAAUGAUGAGAAGAUGUUUUAUGAAGAAAGUACCAAACACCUGAAGCUGAAGAUGGAGGAAGAGAAACAGAACUUGCAGACAGAGCAGCAGGUAGCACUGGAAAGCAAACUGAAAGAGCAGAAGGAAUUAAUGGACAAACAGUUUGAAGCAAAAGCUGAGAUGUUAGAGGGGCAGAUUGAGACCCUGAAAAAGCAACAAGAAUCUGCUCAAUCCUACGUUAAUUGGGAAAACAUUGCUUCAGUAGCUAAAAGCAUAUUAGAAACUGCACUUAAUGCUUAUGUAUCACAUAAAACCAUGAAGUUGUUGUCCAAGAAAUAAUCCUCCAAUACAUUACCCAACAGUGUUAGAACAGGUGCUCUUUUGCCACGUGACUUAUUGGGAUGUUUUAGCUUUCAUUGCAUAACUGAUUGCAUGCCCUUAAUAUAACCUGCAAAUUUUAAUUCUACUGCCAUAAUAAAGAAGCAAAUUGAA
Molecule: messenger RNA, 1611 nt
Organism: Rhincodon typus (whale shark)
Lineage: Eukaryota; Metazoa; Chordata; Chondrichthyes; Orectolobiformes; Rhincodontidae
Product: guanylate-binding protein 1-like
Exons: 6
Molecular function (GO): GTP binding; GTPase activity
Source: RefSeq, a predicted model, not a curated record